Messenger RNA from Larimichthys crocea (large yellow croaker), 1727 nucleotides. RefSeq names its product NFKB activating protein (gene nkap). Gene Ontology annotation, molecular function: chromatin binding. The record is from RefSeq and is a predicted model, not a curated record. NCBI's taxonomy places the organism in Eukaryota, Metazoa, Chordata, Actinopteri, Sciaenidae. Gene Ontology annotation, biological process: regulation of gene expression. Bases 185 to 1417 code for a protein of 410 amino acids. Gene Ontology annotation, cellular component: nucleus. The transcript has 8 exons.
CUCAGGGAGGCCGGAAUGUAUUUGUGGAGGGGUACACUGAGACUUCCUGUUAUUGGACGCUGUGGUUGCGCACUAACGAAGAAGAAGUUUGAUCGUCACCUUUGUUAAUUAAUCUAAUAAUCUUCACCACACAGAAGCUGUUUGGUUCGCCGUAGCUCAGGUGUGUCUGUCGCCGACAGCAGGUAUGCCUCUGUCGGAUCGCGUGAGCUCCGACGGCGGCGCGGAGCCUCGCAGUCCUCGCGCCCGGAGACCACGCACUCGUUCCCGCAGCCGCAACCGACACGACAGCCGCGAGCGGAGCCUGUCUCCGGACAGCUUCGGGCCCAAACUCCCGAAGCCCCGAAACAGAGAGAGGGAGCGGGAGGAACGGGAGCGCCGCUUCCGAGAGGCCAAAAACCUCCGACGGAUCCGCAUAGGAAGCCGGUCCAGGUCUCGGUCCAGGUCCCGGUCCAGGGAGCGACACAACAACAACAGCAGCAACAACAGCCACAACCACUGGUCCGAGCCGCGGGACGCUCCUGGGAAACACGGAGGCUUCAAGGAUGAUUACUACUACGAGCAGCAGAGAGACGACGCUCAGAGGCAGAGACAGGAGGCGUUCAUUGCCAGGCGUCUGCAGGAGAGGGAGAGGAUCGGUGAGCUGGGUUGUCCUGAAGUUUGGGGAUAUUCACCAAGAGUGAAAGAGCCAGACUCUGAUGAAUUCACGCCAGUGGAGGAAGACGAGAAAAACAGCAGUUCAGAAUCGAGUUCAGAAGAAGAGAAGAAGAAGAAAAAGAAGAAGAAGAAAUCCAAGAAGAAAAAGAACAAAAAGCACUCAGAGGACAGCGAGCUGGAGUCCGAUUCAGACGAAGAAGAAAUAAAGAAGAAAAAGAAGAAGAAGAAGAGCAAAAAAUCCAAGAAAUCCAAGAAGAAGAAGGCGAAGAAGAGCCGUAAGGAGUCGAGCAACUCCAGCAGUGAGGAGUCCGAGGAGGAAGAGGAGGAGGAGGAGGAUCCCAACGGGGUGAUGUGGGUGGAGAAGACAUGCAUGGAUGAACACGUGGUCGGCCCCGAAGCGCCGCUCACGCACAUGUCCCAGGACGACAGACCUUUGGAUUUCGGUCAUGCACUGUUGCCAGGUGAAGGUGCUGCGAUGGCGGAGUACGUGAAGGCGGGCAAACGUAUCCCGAGAAGAGGUGAAAUCGGCCUGACGAGCGACGAGAUCGCAAACUUUGAAAAGUCUGGCUACGUGAUGAGCGGCAGCAGACAUCGUCGUAUGGAGGCCGUGCGUCUGAGAAAGGAAAACCAGAUCUACAGUGCGGAUGAAAAGAGAGCUCUGGCGUCCUUCAACCAGGAGGAGAGGAGGAAGAGAGAGAGCAAGAUCCUGUCGAGCUUCAGAGAGAUGGUGUACAGGAAAACCAAAGGCAAGGAGGAGAAGUGAGCGACAUGUUCUACAAGAUUCACUCAGACAUACAUUAUUUUUCUGUCUUGUGACUUGAUGUAUUCAUGUUUUUGUUUUCUUAGAGGAUAGCGACAUUGUUUUAAAGGACUGUACAGUGUUGGAGGGAGGAUUUUAAUCGUAAAGAAAUGUCUGUAAAUGAGUGUGAAAGCGCUCAGCUGUAUCAUAUUCUCCAUCCUGUCUACUCACAGGAACAAGUGUUUCCUUUCAGUUGUUCAAUCUCAUUUUUUUCCUGUACAUUUUUACAAAUAAUCCUGAUCAAAACGGUAAAUAAAUUUUCAUUAUAAUGUUG